This is a messenger RNA of Colletotrichum destructivum, 2842 nucleotides long. RefSeq names its product Putative forkhead-associated (FHA) domain, Fork head domain, SMAD/FHA domain superfamily. The transcript is spliced from 4 exons. Gene Ontology annotation, molecular function: DNA-binding transcription factor activity, RNA polymerase II-specific; RNA polymerase II cis-regulatory region sequence-specific DNA binding; protein binding. Lineage: Eukaryota; Fungi; Ascomycota; Sordariomycetes; Glomerellales; Glomerellaceae. The coding region runs from base 756 to 2747 and encodes 663 amino acids. Gene Ontology annotation, biological process: regulation of transcription by RNA polymerase II. The record is from RefSeq and is a predicted model, not a curated record.
CCCAGAGUCACUCACUACCUAGGUACCUACCUACCUUUGUCUGCCCUCUCCCCCCUCCCCCCAAUGUUGAUUUGGUGCCGUCACUGUUUCCUCCCCUUCCAUCCACUUUUUCACUGAACUUAGAGUACACCACACAGUGUCUUAAAUUAAAACGCCCUUCCCCCCAAAAAAGACGCGCAACAUUCGCGACCAUCAUAUCUCAAACCCUGGCACAAUCCCAACGCCUGCCGACAUCUUCACCUCCCGCUACUCUACCAAUUGCCGCCACAACCAAGGCCACAGAUAUUGCAAUCUGUACCCGGACAAACCCAUAUCGAACAAGACCGUCGAGUCCUCCUACGAAAGCGAUCCAACUCUACCCACAAGGUGCAUACACACCCUCAACCAGGACCAGGACCGGUUUGGACCCCGGCACCACCACCGUCCCUACCUGUCGCGUUCACUUGCUCUCCUGCAAAGGACAGGAGUGACGGACAUCGACAUCAGUCAAUCUCGCACCCCCUCCCUUCCCGUCUUGCUUCCUCGCCAAAGACGCACUACCUCUCUGUGGCAUUUACCUGCCCUGGACUUUUGACGUGGUCCAGCCCUCACGAAUCGACGAGACACGACCUCGUCCGCCCCAUUCCUAUCACACGUCUGAGACCGAAUACUUGAACCUACCCUGCCGUCAUUGUCUAUUCCCUCGCGCGAACUGCUCACCACAUCUGUUCGGAAAUUCACAUGCAGAGGUGCCGCAUGCCUAGCCCUAUUACAUCAUGCCCACCUCAGCGAAGCGCUCUCAGCGCACCCGUCGCGACGCCCGCCGCGAUACUUCCCCUGCAAGAGUAGAGGACAGCUCGCCCACUCGCCCAUCCAAACGUCGCAAGAAGGUUGACGAGUCCGCGCCUACCGACGAAGACGAGUCCAGCCUCACUGCCGACCAGUCCGGCCAACCCAUAAGCGACGAUGAUCAACUGCUAGCCCAGGUGGUUCAGCACUUUCAGGUACCCAAGGAAGGCCCUGCACAAGCCAGUAAGGACCAUGCGAAUUCGAUACACGAAGCGAAUGGAAGUGGCGUCCAAGCCUACGCCAAGAUCGCGGCGCAGGACUGGACAUUCUACAUAACCAAACUCAUCGUCAAUAUUGGUCGCCCGUCCGAGGGUGUAACCGAAGACGACGAGGACUUCAUCCAUAUCGACCUUGGUCCGAGCAAGAUGAUUUCGCGACAGCAUGCUCGCAUCUACUUCAGUUCCAAAGAAGAGGUGUGGUACCUCGAGGUCAAGGGUAGGAAUGGUGUGAAGGUGAACAACGUCGGCCUGAAACAGGGAAGUAUGCGUCGACUCGAGGGUGGUGAGGUCCUGGAAGUUGGUGGCACAGAGAUGAUCUUUGUUUUGCCCACCGAGAUUAGCCCCCUUCACAUCGAUCCCCUCUAUCUCAAAAGGGCUGGCCUGUCGCGGCAGCAAAUCACAAGCCCUCAACCUAGAACAGACUUGCCUGAAGAACCCUCAUCAGCACUGGGUUCGACCAUUCGAAGUUCCCGAGGCCAGCAGUUCCGCCAGCCCAUUGCGCCGGCCCCAGCAGACUACAAACGGCCGGGUACACCUCCCUCAGCAAUCCGCGGGAAGCCCACACCCUCGCAGCACAAGUCACCCCAUUAUUCAAGUUCAGGUACUCUGUUACUGAACUCAAAUGACAUUGAUCUCAGUCUCGACGAGAAUAAGCAUAUUAAACCCCAGUACAGCUAUGCGCAAAUGAUCACCCAGGCGAUCAUGAACACGUCAGAGGGAAAACUCAAUCUCAAUGGUAUAUACAACUUCAUCAUGAAUAACUACGCGUACUACAGACACCAACAGGCUGCUGGCUGGCAGAACUCUAUUCGUCAUAACCUGUCUUUGAACAAAGCCUUUGACAAGGUCGCUAGAUCCACGGACGAGCCUGGUAAGGGCAUGAAAUGGCAGAUUGUCCCGGAGGCUCGGGACGAAAUGAUCCGAACCGCGUACAAGGGCGGCCGAGGCGGCCACAGAGGCUCCUCUGCGCCAUCGUCGCCCAGUCAGUUGAACUACAUCACCCACGGGCCAAGGGAUGUGAAUACCAGAGAACCUGCAUCGGCACGGAAGAGAAAAGUCUCGGCGACGGGAUCGCCACCUCCAAGCUCAUCUUUAGCUGCCGUCCAAUCCACCCCGGACCGCAGCACACGUCGCCUUGCCCCUCCAAGUACGGCGUUGACUGUCGACGGAAGCCCUCUUCCGCGACCACGGAAGGGUGGUGCGUCCGCUUCGAAUAGCUUCACCUCGGCCAGCUACAAUGACCAAUCACCGACACUAACUUCGUCUUACCUUCCGGACGAGAAUACCUCCUUUGUGACGCCAGCGCCUCACCGUGUCCAUCCUCGGUUAGCCCCACCUAGCACCGCUCAGCGGCCGAGCCAGCAUAUGCCAACCAGCUCACCAGCGCCGUUCUGGAAGUAUGCAGACAUUGGAAGCACGCCCUUGAAACCCGCUGCCCAUUUCGAUAUGAGCCCAUCCAAACCCUCCUUGGGGGGCAUUCCGCAGAGCAGCAGUCCACCCCCUGCGAAGUCGCCCACUAGUCCCACACGGUCCCAACGUCAGGAAUCAUCACGAGAGGUUCCAAGUGAGCCAUCCAAUCCACCCGAGAUCGAGGAGGAGCAGGGUUUCGAUCUGGCAAAGGGAUUCCAGAGUAUCGGGUCAUACCAUGCUCCUGUGAGUCGGGGAUUGUCCGUAGCUAGCGCUAUGAAUGGCCACACUUGAAAGGAGGAGAGAGGUUGGUUGGCUCUUUGGCCAUGAAUGAUGAAUUCGAUGCCUGUCCCGUUUACGUUCUUGUCGAAUCUUCGCCAUACCAACCA